Molecule: messenger RNA, 1201 nt
Organism: Cantharellus anzutake
Lineage: Eukaryota; Fungi; Basidiomycota; Agaricomycetes; Cantharellales; Hydnaceae
Product: S-adenosyl-L-methionine-dependent methyltransferase
Exons: 5
Coding region: 1-1035 (344 amino acids)
Biological process (GO): C-terminal protein methylation
Molecular function (GO): protein C-terminal leucine carboxyl O-methyltransferase activity
Source: RefSeq, a predicted model, not a curated record
AUGGACAGCGAACUAGACGCGGCAGUACGUGCGACAGAUACGGACGCUGCGCAAGCUAGACUUUCUGCUGUGAACAAAGGGUACUUGUCCGACGAUGUCUUUAUUCAGUUCUUCAUUCCUCGUUCGCGUUACUUGCCACCGCGGCCGCCUCUGAUCAAUGUUGGGACGUUCAUUCGCGCAACCGCUAUUGACAUGCUUGUCGACAAAUGGAUCCAACUAUUUGGGAGAGUGCAGGUCGUAUCCCUAGGGGCUGGAAGUGAUACACGGUUCUGGAGACUAUCGACGGCAGGGAAGUCGAAGUCAUUAGAACACUAUGUAGAAAUCGAUUUUCCAGAGAACACGGCACGGAAAGCGCACUCCAUUCGUAAGAAUGACGCGUUAAACCGGCACCUGGAGGAUAUCACGAUAGAUCAAGGCGGUACGGCUCUCCGCUCUACUCAAUACAGCCUCAUUCCUCUUGAUCUCCGAAACCCGCCCUCGAUCAUUCUUGCCCCUUUAAUCAGUUCCGGGCUGUUGAAGCGAUCUAUACCAACACUUUUCCUGUCGGAAUGCGUUUUUGUGUAUAUGCCACCUGCAGCAUCUGACGCUCUGGUGCGCUGGUUUGGAGAAAAUUUUGAGAUAGUUGGGGGUACCUUGUAUGAGAUGUUUGGAUUAACUGACGAAUUUGGGAAAGUCAUGCGAGCAAAUCUUAUGGUCACUUCUGGUGUAGAUGCAUACCAAACAUUGGAAGCGCAAAGUGCAAGAUACUUGCAACAUGAUUAUACCCAUGCGACGUCGAUUACCCUCAAGACGGUGAGAAGGCACUAUAUCCCCUCGGCUGAGUUACAGCGGAUUGCCUUCCUGGAAAUGCUAGACGAGAUCGAGGAGCUUGAUCUUGUUCUGGAUCACUAUGUGCUAUCCUGGGGAGUCAAAGUUGCGCCGGGUUCAGAUGAUGAAGUGGUGCGGCACGCCGUAAGUUGGGGUAUAGAUCGCGUGGAUGACCCCGCCAACGAUAAAGACGAGCUUGAAGAAGGGGAAAUCCAACAAGAUGCAUGAACGGUUGAAACUCAGCCAGCUUUUGUGGCCUGCAUCCAUGAACUUCGCGAUCGGAGCCCCUGCGAACUGUAUUGUAUUUUGUAACUGACGAUCUUCAUGAUCUUAUACCUUGUAUGUACCCAUGUAUCAUAAUAUUGAUGGAACAUAGAUCACGAGCGUUUCAGGG